GAAUGUGGCAUAAACAUUUUCUGAAUUGAUGAUUUGUUAGUUUGUCGGCAAAAUAAAAAUAUGAAACGGAAAAUCGACUGUGUGUCUAACUUCAACUACAAAAGGCGUCUACCAGCAUUGGGCUUUCGCCAUGUUCAAUCUAAUGGACGAAUUUCAAAUUUUAACAACGGAAAUAAAACAAAUAAUAAAGUACAUGAUAUUGAUAAAAUUUGCAAUGACAAUAAUUCUACAAAUGUACAGACAGAUGAUAAGUAUUCCACAAUAUGCAUGUUGGAUAGUGACAGUAGCGAUGAUUUGAACGUGCGCUCCGUGAAAAGCAAGAAAAAUUACAAAAAUUUGCCUCUUGGGGGAAACUGUGGUAAAGAUAAAGAUGUCCAUGGUGAUAGUGUUAGGACGGUGAGCUCGAAGAUGGGUAAACUCAGAAAGAUGUUUGAUGAGGAUAGGAGAUUGAAAAGCAGAGGAAAAAAUGAAUGUGGUGAACCAUUGUUGGUGGUUGUACGAAGUGGUAAUCCUGGCAAGAAAAAGGAUUGGGACAGAGUUGCGUUAUUGGACAAUGGUGACAUGAAAGAAGAAUUAGAGAAUGGUUGGAGAAUGGAGACAGGGUGGAAAUGA
Molecule: messenger RNA, 612 nt
Organism: Xenia sp. Carnegie-2017
Lineage: Eukaryota; Metazoa; Cnidaria; Anthozoa; Malacalcyonacea; Xeniidae
Exons: 2
Coding region: 61-612 (183 amino acids)
Source: RefSeq, a predicted model, not a curated record